CACGCGCGCGGGCGAGAGGGAGAGAGAGAGAGAGAGAGAGAGAGAGAGAGAGAGCGUGCACCGCAGCACUGCUCUAGAUCGUGAACGUGCUACUCGACGCCGUGUGCGGGAUCCUCGGUCACAUUAUUCUUGAAAACAAAUCUGGCGAGCGAGACACGUUCACGCUCACCCCCGUGUAUAUAUGGCUUCAAUUGAGGAGCUGGAACAUCAGGUCGACAGCGGCAUGGGCAGCAGCGACGUGCGCUCUCCUGAGGUGAAGUCGCUCCUCCCCGAUGAAGAGGACGACGACGAGGAGGAUGAAAGCUUAACGGAAAGAUUAUUAGGACUUACUGAAAUGUUUCCUGAACCAGUACGCAAUUUUGGAUAUAAUGUUGGGACUUGUCUAUAUACAUGUAUUAAAGGUCUAUAUGCAUAUUCGUGUUCCACCACAUGGCUGGUCUUCAGUUCGUCCACCAUUCUCUUUGCGCCAAUUAUAUUUGAGAUGGAACGUGCACAAAUGGAAGACCUGCAACGUACGCAACAAAAACAAGUUCUCUUAGGCCCUAACACUGCUUUGUCUGGUGUCAACACCUCGGGUCUUCCAAUGGCACCGCCUGUUCAGCGAUAAACUAUCAUAUGUUCACACACACACAUAUACACGUGUUCAAAGUUCACGUGUAAAAAUAUCCAAAUCAUGGAGGAAAUGUAUUAAUUGAGUCUCAUGCUCAAUUAUUUAUUAGUAUAACUUGUUCACACAUGAGAUUUGACACAAAAUCGUGAAUGUAACGAACGAGGAUUCGCAUAAAUGAAGCGUAAAAAAUCAUGUGUACUUAUUCUCAACCAGAAUAAUUCUUACAAAAUACACGAGGUAAAAUAAUAUAAAUUUGGAUCACUCCAUAUAAUAAAUUUAUAAAUUAACGCAGCAUGUAUCUCUCGGUCUAUAGUCCAUCCUCUAUCUCUAUAUUCACACAUAUACAAAUCAUCGUUCCUCAUAAUUUUUACUAAGAAACAAUGUACUGUGGUGUCAUAUGGCAUUUUAUUAUUAGUGCGAUAAAAUGUUGCAGAAGCAACAGUAGUAUCUCGUUUGAUUAAAAAGGGGCAACGGCGGUAUUUUAUUCAUUGUGAAUGAAUAAUUGAGAGAAAUUUGGAGAAAUUGAAAAAGCAAUUAUUUAUACAUAAUAAUAGUUACUACACAAUCUGUGUUGCUGGAUAUCGCGGUGGUUAUUUUUAAUAUAUCUCGCCUGUUAUAUAUUGUAAUUCAUUGUAAUUUCGAGAAAAGAAAUAAAAGACAUAGCGAAAUAGUCUUUAAUAUUGUUCGAUUUAUCGUCGUAUUGUUUGACUUUUUGCAUUAUGUAAAAUGCCAAAUAAUAAAUGCAAUGACAGCUCUA
Molecule: messenger RNA, 1367 nt
Organism: Formica exsecta
Lineage: Eukaryota; Metazoa; Arthropoda; Insecta; Hymenoptera; Formicidae
Gene: mge
Product: mitochondrial import receptor subunit TOM22 homolog
Exons: 3
Coding region: 182-607 (141 amino acids)
Biological process (GO): intracellular protein transport
Cellular component (GO): mitochondrial outer membrane
Source: RefSeq, a predicted model, not a curated record